UGGAUUUGAAUAUCUGUUUUUUUGUACCUCCACGAUCCAAGAUAAAACCGCUUUUUUCGGUUGAGAUAGCUGUUCAGGUCUCUUCCCAUCCAUUAUGUACAAGUAAUCCGGUUGAACUCACAAGCCUCGUCAAACUAAAGCAUAUAGAGCCUCGUCGAAAAUCGGCGCUCACAGGUUGCCAUUGCAGGUGUUGCACGCUAUCAUAACGUACGUUUUUCUUGUCGUUUUCUUCUUUCCAAUAAUGAACAAUACAACGAGCAAAGCAACAAACAACCACAAUCCGAAAUGAAGAAGAAUGCCAAGAACAAACGAAGCAGAAACAAACAMCCAGCUGCAAUCGAGUUGAGCGAGUCCAUCGACAACGGGACAGAUGCGGAACGAAGCGAUCUUGAUGCCGAUACCAUAUCAAUUGACACCUCGUCCAGUGCGUGGACAAUCCCAUUACCGCCAACACGUUCUCCGGCUCGCCGGCAUCACUCGCGACGAUUGAAACCGCUUUAUGAGUCGAAUGCGAACACAAAAACUCCUUUAUUGCGUCUGGUACGUCGUCAGCAGCAUCACGACAAGAAGAACCGCGAUGGAAAUGAGCGAAUGCAUCAGAAUUCAUUGGAUGGUUACGGYAACGAYGGCAUCGAGCAAGGGGGAAGCUUGCCCACGAACCGRCUGUUUGGGGAUUCCGAUGUUCUGUCYCCGGCGGCAGCAACAAAAACGAGGCARCCGCUAGUKGCUAGUAUCUCCAAAGCCACGAACAAGCCGGACGGUCUGGCCGGUUGGUUUUUUGGAUUCAUGUACGAAGACGACUACAACGAAUCGUUUGAUUUCGACGGCGACGAARACGAAGACAUCGAUGGGCUUGCGAGUCCUUGGAACYCCCUAAAUGUGGCCAUAUUUGCAAGCUAUGCGCUCACCACUGCGGCGACGGCUCUCCCAGUGCUGCUGAUUCCUACCAUCGGCCAGGAUUUUCUUGAGGACGAAAACGCGGUCUCUGGGUUUUCUUCCCGUGCGGCCUCCUCCGCCGUUCUCGGGAUCGCCUGCGGGAAGUUUUUGAACGGGCAGGUAGCGGACGUUCUGGGCGCCAGGAGAACUUCGUCGCUAUAUUCGAUGCUGCUGGCAACAGCGCUUCUCGGUCUUGCUAUGUCGCGAAGCGCGRCUUCUGCUACGAACGCAUGCUUUUAUGUCGAGUUCUUUCAGAGCGUUCAGUGGCCCUGUAUCAUUGUGCUUUUGGGCACACACUAUAACCCACCGCACCACACUACUCAGUACGAGAAAGGUAUUUUCAUGACCAGCAUUGCAUCACGGUUCGGUGCUCUCCUGGGUAUCCCCAUUUUUUCCGAGCUACUGCGACAGUCCAAUUGGCGACUGGUGUGUCUUGUCGGAGCCUGGAUCGCAGCAAUCGGGUCCUCGAUCACGUACCUKUAURUUUCUGAUUCCCCGAUGAAGGCGAACGAGCCACAGAACCCGUUGAACCCAAACUUAAUGCAACAAGCGUCGACGCUGGAUCCGAUAAAGAGACCAAAGAGAUGCCUKGUGGUAUCCAUCAAGGUCMUGCGCUCGGUCAUAUCAAACAACGUGAUGCCUUCCUUCAAGCACGUCCUAUCGAGCGGGACGUUUUGGGUUGUCGCACUCGCACACACAGGAUCAUCCAUGGUUCGGAGCUCCACUCGGAUUCUUGGGACCUAUUUUUACGACACGUCUUUUGGAUAUCUGUCGAAAACGAGAGCGGGCGGUCUCGCUAUUUUUUUGUCGCUAGGGACGGUCCUGGGCCUCGGAAUUGCCGGAAACCUCUUUGCUCGGCGCAACGAACGACAGCGAAAAAAACUAGUCUAUAGACUCUAUGUUGUCACGAUYGUUUCCUGUUACUCCCUGGCGUUGCUAGCUAUCCCGCGCCUGCGGCACUUCAUAGAUUCUCCGGACCUCGUCUUGUUUUUCCAGRUCGCCUGCUCCCUCUUCAUGGGGUUCGGAAUCUCCGUCGCGUACUUUCUAAUCCCAGGGCUGGUGGGAUCGGCCUUUGGACGCCACAGGGGCUCGUACAUUGCCUACACCGACGGGGUCGCCUUUGGGAUUUCUUCUCUCGUGUGGAAGAUCGUGGCGAAUGCGGUAGCAGACGGCAAUCCGGAGGGUGGUGGUUGGGCCUAUGGCUGGGCUGCCGUGGCGUUGCUGGUGGUGCUUUGCGCCGUCCUGAUGGUUGAGUUCAUGGAGCACUAUUUCGUGCGGUCUCGCCCCGGUAGUGGGCGCAGCGGAGCCUAUGAGACCAUUCUAUUUGUCUGAACGAAUGGAUGCCAACGCAUCGGGACCUCGUGRCCGAUCACAAACCAAAGCCAACGAUUCGACGCUGAAUUGCUAUUGCACUAAAAACAUAGAAAUAGAUAUUACAGUAUACU
Messenger RNA from Pseudo-nitzschia multistriata, 2381 nucleotides. Lineage: Eukaryota; Bacillariophyta; Bacillariophyceae; Bacillariales; Bacillariaceae. The record is from the annotation of a GenBank genome assembly.